AUGGAGUUCGACAAGCUAGAGGCCAACGACCCGAGGGUCACGCCGGACACAGCUUCUAUCCGUGGCAAAACAUACCACUAUCUGCGGGCUGAUCCGGAAACAGAGCCCCUUGCAACAAUCUUCCUCAUCCACGGAUUUCCAGAUCUGGGCUUCGGCUGGCGAUACCAGAUUCCGCAUUUCGCAUCACUGGGCUAUCAGGUCGUGGCGCCGGACAUGCUCGGCUUCGGCGAUACUGAUGCACCUGACCAGCCGAGCCAGUAUGCGUUGAAGAGCAUUGCCGAAGACAUCAAAGAACUGGCAAACGCGAUUGUCAAAGACAAAAGAAUCAUCCUUGGUGGACAUGACUGGGGUGGCGCCGUGGUCUGGCGCACUGCCAUGUGGUUUCCCAGUCUUGUUCAGGGCGUCUUCAGCAUCGGCACCCCUUUCACUCCGCCUUCGUCGGUCUUUCUUUCACCAGACGAUGCUGCUCGUAGCAAAGGUCUGAUAAAUUCGAGGUACCAGUCACAAUUUAGGGGUACCGAGAUCGAAGACAAGAUAAGGGACGAAGAAAGGGUUCGACAAUUUCUCAAUGCCAUGUUUAGAGGGACCAGCCCUGAGGGUGAGGUCGGAUUCAGCGUCACAGAGGGCGUUCUCUUUGGCAACCUCCCUAAACUGGGCCAAUCCCGACUCAUCUCGGGCGAUGAUCUGGACCAUUAUACUUCAAAGUAUUUUCGAAAGGGAGAACCUAAGCUGAAGGGGCCCCUCAACUGGUAUCGCACACGCGCGCACAAUUAUUUUGACGAGCUGCAACUCUUGCUAAAGCCGAUCAAGUUUUCUAUGCCAGCGCUCUUUCUCGCUGCUACGAGGGACGAAGAAUCACCACCGAGCAUGUCGGAUGGGAUGGACCAAUACUUUGAGGACUUGACUCGUGGGGAGGUCGAAGCAUCCCACUGGGCUCUAUGGGAAUCACCUGCCGAGGUCAACAAGCAGGUAUCGGCGUGGUUGGAGGUGCUGAGACAAGAUUCGCAACAGACAUAA
This is a messenger RNA of Fusarium vanettenii 77-13-4, 1017 nucleotides long. RefSeq lists its product as uncharacterized. NCBI's taxonomy places the organism in Eukaryota, Fungi, Ascomycota, Sordariomycetes, Hypocreales, Nectriaceae. Bases 1 to 1017 code for a protein of 338 amino acids. Gene Ontology annotation, molecular function: hydrolase activity. The transcript has a single exon. The record is from RefSeq and is a predicted model, not a curated record.